Penicillium cosmopolitanum is the source of this 249-nucleotide messenger RNA. RefSeq lists its product as uncharacterized. The transcript has 2 exons. NCBI's taxonomy places the organism in Eukaryota, Fungi, Ascomycota, Eurotiomycetes, Eurotiales, Aspergillaceae. The record is from RefSeq and is a predicted model, not a curated record. Bases 1 to 249 code for a protein of 82 amino acids.
AUGGCCAUCACUCGUGCCAUAGAGGCUAUCCAGCAACUUUUCAGGGCAACCCGCCCCAACGACGCCAUCUCCCCAUAUGAGACUUCUGGCGACGAGGUUUCCGCUGUGCCGACUGAUGGAUGGUUUUUCAAGGAGGCAACAUAUUCCCGCGACCGGAUCAAUGAAUGGCGCAAGAAAGUUAAGCCAGUUCUCAUUGGCGUGAUUCACGAGGAAGAUGAGCCUGACGAGGAUGUUUCUGCGAUAUUGUAA